UCUAACGCACUGCAAACCAGCAGCACACAUGAAAAAAUACAAAACAAGACUUGAUCUCUUAAUAAAGCUGCAGCUGAUUAUUGCUAGAUAAGAGCUGAAUGACACCUAAGCCUAAACCUCAAACUAGUGUAUGACAUGUUACUUUAUUUAACUAUUUAUUCACUGUGGAGAUGACGGUAUACUUAUGUGAGGAUUUCACAAUGGAUUUAUUAUUAUAAGCUCACAGGCCCCGUUUGCCAGGCAUGUGACCCAGACUCGGGACAACCGUCCUGACGGGCCACAUGAGCUUCUGUUAUCCUGCUUUUUACCUGCGUUAAGCUGAUGGAGUGAUAAAUAACACAAAUAUCAGAUGCUGCUGGAAAAAGUGAAGCUCACUGUGAAGAAGAUGAUGUGAAUCUACUGUGACAGGAAGAAGAAAGGAGGGGUCUGCUUCCACUGCACCAAGGAGAAGGGGCCAAGGAGCAGAGAAAACACCUUAAACUACACUCGAAGGUAGGACCACUAAUAAUCACCAUUUUCUACUUUGUUUAGAUCAUUUUGAAUAUCAUCUUUUGGAUAUUAAGUACAAAGAAUUGGAGCUCAUUAAGACACUUUAGAGUAGCAUAUAGUGUAUCGUCAUGUGAAGGGGUGCUUUAGUCCUUACAGCUGUUGGUCAAGACGGCUCUCAAUGGAAGUCAAGGUUUUAAUGAUGUCAUAGUCUGAGUUGAGAAGUGGGACGGGUCUACAACUGCAUCAGCAGAUUUGUAUCAAUGAACACAAGAUUGUUCAGCUUUCACGCCUUUCAGAUGACUGGCAUGAAUUUGCUUCACUUUUUAUGUGGCGAUGUUUCAGUUACAAGUGUGAUGUGCAUUUCACUUUAUGAACUACGUAUCUUACUGAAUAAUGUCUGGAAAUUAACUUUAAGUUUCCCUUAAAUGUUGCACAUAGCACUAAAUAUCCCUUGGUCUUUAUAUUUUUUUUGGAUUCAACAGCGUGGGCUCUGUGAAUGGUAAUGUAAUAUAUCUAUAUAACAGCAAUUUAAUGGAUUGCCAUGAGAAUUUCUACAGACAUUCAUGGUCCUCAGACGAUGAAUCCGAGUGAAAUGUUUAAACAAUUAGGCUGAAUUGAACUUGGUUCAGACAUUCAUUUUCCCUUUUCUUUGGUGAUCCUCAACAGUUGCCACCAUCACAUCGUCCAAUACUUUGUUUUAUAACCAAAUACUUCCAAAACUAAAUACAAAAACUCUAUUAGUUAACAUUACAUAACAUGUUAGCAUGUUGAAAUGAGCAUUUAACUUCAAGUACCUCUGUACCUAAAUACUGUCUCACAGAGCAGCUAGCAUGGCUGUUGAAUCUUAUUCUUGUUACAGGAUGCUCUUGAGAAAAUAUUCUGUUUCUGUGGAUUACCGUUACCUCACUAUAAAGUCAGAAUCGCAGAGAACUCGAAGUUUGUGAGACAAUAAUGUUUUGAUAGCACAGUGGUGAUGACUCAAUGCAGCUCAGUGUCCCGGAGUCUCUCUCUGGCCUUUUCUUGUGAGCCCCCUGAUGCAGUGACGUCAAAGUGCAAAUGAAAGGUGCUCCGAGUCUGAAAAGGCAACUUGUGCGGUCGAACAUUCCCUCCCACAUGCCAUCUGCUUUUACCCGAGCCCUGGGCACACGUGCCAAAGGAGACCCGCGAGCAUAGAGACCUUCUUGUCGCCACUGAGCUGGCUCUGUCCGUCCCUCUGCCUCUUCACUGUGCAAUCUGGUGCAUGGCACUGAUCAUUGCUCACUGCCAAGCCUGCUUUAGUCCAAUGUAUGGGGGAUGUCAGGUUGUGUCUACGUCACAAGUGGUCUGAUACUCUUUCCAAAUAUGAAUGAAAAUAUGUCAAAUCCUUUAUGAUGAGGAAUAUGUUUAUACAAACUUUUCAAUUUUAAGUUGGAUUCAUGAUUCGACUUCCAGAUACAAAUCUUCAUUCCAAGUUUAAUUUCAUCUGUAGGUAGAGCCACCUCAUUUUAUCCCCCCUCCUUCCUCACCACCAGGCUAUUGUUUGGCCCAGUCAGUGCUGGUUUGUAUAUGCAGCGCUGUGUGGAUGCCUGGAAGCCUACACAGAUCAGGACUCUGUCGACAGCCUUGAGAUGUCUUUUGUCUUACACAAAUACAGCUUCUCCUGCGACUUUGGCACUUUUUCGAGAAAAGAAAACUGCUGCUUCCCCCAAUAGGAUUUUCUCAGCUGAAUGGUAAUGACCUUUUCCUCCUCUGGGGAUAUGCAUGUGAAUAGCUGAGUGUAGAAAAAAAAAAGUCUUACAAAACAGAGAAUAAGUUCUAAUUGGUAUAAUGGAAAAUCUGGGAAAUCUGAAAAUACAGGUGGUGUGAGAAGGGAGUUAUUAAACAUAAAGUAUUUCAUAGCAGAAGGUCAACAGUACAAAGUAAUAGCCAAAUUGUUAAUGAAAAACAUUGAAAUGCCUAUUUCCAUCCUUUGUCAGAGCUAUUAUGCUGGAGUCAUGUGACUUGAGAUUUGCCACAUGCAAAAUUCAUAUGAGAGAAACAAACAUUGCUUUCAUUCUCUCCAGUCAACAAUAAAGCCCACAUUUUCAUGUCAUCAAAACCAACAAGAAUGCAAAAGCUUGUUGCUUUGAGAACUAAAAAAGCCAGGCUCAAGAAAAAUAUGACCUGCCUUUCUCAAUCCAAUUCAUGUAAAAAUACCCCAACUGUAAUGAAUCCAAACCUUAAUUUGAUUUCUGGAGAAUAUCCGCUUGUUUAUUGUGUGAACAAACUUUGAGACUGUGUUUCAUUGAGAAGGAUUGUUGAGAAUCGUGAGAGCCUUGUCGGAACAGUGAUGUGGGUGAGGAGUGGGUGGAGUAUGGCGCUCAUUCAUUAUUCAUGAGAUGGGUGGGCAGAGUGUAAGUGGCAGUGACAGACAGAAACUUUAUUACUGAAGUGCAUCAACUCUUCUAGGGGUUCUUGACCUGAUAUCUGAAGGACAGAGGCUCUAAUUGGUAUACUGCAUGAACAAGAAUCAUUUUGUUGAGAAAAAUCGUUGGAAUUAUUGAUGCGUUGGGGAAGCCAACGAGAUGGGGAGGACAGAGCCCUGAUUUGAGAGCGGUAGGUACUGACAACUUGUUGUUCUAGUCAUACUAACAUGACUUGUGGUUCAUUGCAUAUUUACAUUAAUGAUGUGGUAAACAAAGAUUUGAAAAGUCAUCUAAUAGAACUACAUAUUGACUCCACAGACAUUCAGGGAGUUCAUUAUCAUGACAGCUUGAGACACAGUUUAAUCACCUGUUCUUAUAUUUGUGUGAUAAACUAUUCUCUUGGAGAAUGUGAUACAGUGGUGUGAUCUAAGUGGUGGAGAUGUUAGUGGUGGGAAUAACUAAGUACAUUUAUACUCAAGCAUUGUACUCAAGUACAAUUUUGAGGUAUCGAGUAUUUUCAUUUGAUGCCACUUAAUGCUUCUACUCCACUACAUUUCAGAGAGACCUUUUUUUACUUUUGACUCCACGGCGUUUACCUGACAGCUAUUACUUUCCAGAUUAAGAAUUUUUAAAAAAAACAUUGAAGCUACAAUACAUUGUGUAGAGGGAUUAUCCCCUCUAAACUUUGAAAUGGUUUCAUUUGUUUGACAUUCAAAGGGUUAUUGAAUUAUUCAAUAUUCUACAAAAAAAAAAAACAAGAUUAAAGGUUACUCCCCAAAAUGAAUACCAAUUUAUGUAUCAGAACUUUUUUUCUUCUUUUCUCUCCCAUUUAUCACAACAGAACCCCUCAGAUUAACUGUGUGACUCUUUGGAGGCGGCCUGACCCCUAGGUUGAGAAACCCUUGAUUGAACUACAACUAGCCACCUCGACUUACAGCAGUAAAAAGUUGCCUAAACAUUAGUGCAUGAGUUAUAAUAAUGUAAUUGUAAUUGAUGUAUAAUAAAACAGUUGAAGGAGACAUUUUUGCAUUUCAGCAGAAUGAGUGCAGAAUGUAGUUUUACUUUUGAUACUGGAAGUACAUUCUACUGAUACUAUAUGUUCUUUUCCUUGAGUAGGAUUUUGAGGGACUUUUACUUACUAAUGCCACCAUUCUUACAUUGCGGUAUUACCUUUUCCACUACUGUGCAGAUGAUUUGUGAACCACUAAUACAAUCCAUUGUAAGAAGUUUCAUUUACAGUAAUUUGUGCUGGAUUUUAUCUGCAUGACAUGACUGUGUUGUAGAUAUCCUGUAUUUUUCUUAACUCAAUUUGAGAACAGGAGAGCUGGUGAAGGAAUAAGUUGCUUGGUUCCAUGUACUGUAAAGAUGGGGACACUGGUCGAACCAGCACUGCUGCUUCUUUUAUGGCAGAGUGUUUGGGCUUUGGACAUACCUCUGGAAAUCAGACAGCCCCCGACCAUCAUAAAGCAGUCGAUGAAGGAGCAUAUUGUUGACCCCAAAGACACCAUGGUCAUAGAGUGUGAAGCCAAAGGAAACCCUCAUCCCAUUUUCUCAUGGAGACGUAAUGGGAAGUAUUUCAACGUGGCACGUGAUGCUCAAGCUUCGAUGCGAAGGCGUUCAGGGACUCUGGACAUCUAUGCCUGGAACAAUCCAGAACAGUAUGAGGCAGAGUAUCAGUGCAUUGCCUCCAAUGAGUAUGGAUCUGCAUACUCCAACAAGAUCAGACUACGGCUAUACAGAGCUCCUGUUUGGCCAAGGGAGGUUCUGGAGCCUGUGGUGGUCAGCGCUGGCUUGCCUCUGGUCCUGUCCUGUGACCCGCCGGUAGGCCCGCCGAAACCUGAAACUUACUGGAUGUCCAGCUGCUCAUAUGCGAGACCUUUCAACUGGCCAGUUCAGACAGCUUUCCCCACCAUGCAGCCUGUGCGGCCGGACCGCAGGGUAUCUAUGGGAGUAAACGGAGAUCUGUAUUUCUCUAACGUCCUGUUCAACGACUCUGCCGCCGAUUACUGCUGCAAUGCCCGCUUCCCCUACAGGAAUGUCAUCCAGCAGAAGAUGCCUGUGGUCGUUAAAGUGCUUACAACUCGCACAGUAGCCGAGGCUGCCCCCACCUGGCUGUCUCCCACAGGCUCGUCCAGCUCCAUACUGGUCCUGCAAGGGGAAGAACUUCUCCUGGAGUGUAUCGCUGCAGGAGUGCCAACUCCUCGUAUUACAUGGACCAAGAAUGGUGAUGACCUGGUGGUAUCGGCCCGCACGAAAGUAAAGAACUUCAACAAGAUGAUUCAAAUCCCAAAGGCGUCUUUUGAUGAUGUGGGUGAAUACACUUGCGCUGCUACGAAUAAGAUUGGAUACAUUGAGCGCACAAUAACCGUCAGGGUCAAAGCGGCUCCCUUCUGGCUGGAAAAACCCACUGAUCUGGUCUUGGCCCCCGAGGAAAAUGGACGCCUGUUGUGUCGUUCUGAUGGGGCUCCGCGUCCCACAGUCAGCUGGUUCAUCAACGGGGAACCUAUUGAAACGGCUACACCUCAGCCUAACAGACAGGUGUCAGGAGACACGCUGACUUUACAGAGUGUGACCGCUGCAAACACUGCAGUCUAUCAGUGCAAUGUUUCCAAUCAGUUUGGCUACAUGAUGGCCAACGCUUUUGUCAACGUGCUACAUGCAACGCCGCGUAUUGUUGGGCCCAGGAAUGAACUCAUCAAAGUGAUAGAGGGCAGUCAUUCCUUCCUAGACUGCCGCUACUUUGGUUCUCCGGUACCCGAGUUGCGAUGGUCCAGAUAUGGACAGGGUACUCUUGAAGGAAAUCGUUUUAAGACCCACAGUAACGGGACUCUGGAGAUCAAACAAAUACGGAUAGAGGACCAGGGAACUUACCUGUGCAUAGUCAGCAACGUCGCAGGAAGAGAUGAGAGUCAAGUCCGAAUAGAGGUCAAAGAGCCCACUUUAAUUGUCACAAGACCACAGAGCAUGAAAGUCAUCCGUGGAAGCGAUGUGCGCUUUGAGUGCGGUGUACAAGCAGAUGUAACUACUCCCGUCACAACCAACUGGAUGAAAGACAAAAAGCAUGUCACUCUUGGCUGGAGGAUCAGUCUGGAUGAAUCAAAUCUGGUCAUCAGUAAUGUAAACAGAGGUGAUGAGGGUAAUUAUACCUGUGUCAUCAAGAGUGAGCUGGACCAGAAGUCUGCCUCAGCACGCCUAAUGGUGAUGGACCGUCCAGAUCCUCCCACUAAGUUGGAGUUGUCCGAUCCAUAUGAACGCAGUGUAAGACUGAGUUGGGUAGCUGGAUACAGCAACCACAACCCUAUAACAGACUACUUAGUGCAGUAUGAUGAUGAUGACUGGUUGCCUGGUAAGUGGAGAAACCUCUCAACAUACCCAGGGAACCUCAACUCUGUCAUUCUGCAUCUUACACCUUUCACCUACUAUGAGUUUCGGGUAAUCGCCAUCAAUGAAAUCGGAAUGAGUCGCCCCAGUCGUCCAUCCUCGCGCUUCCAGAGCAGCGGUGCUCCCCCAGAUAUCAUCCCAAAGAACAUAAAGGGUGUGGGUACAUGGAGGAAUAACAUGGAGAUCAGCUGGGAGCCUCUGACCUACAGAGAGUGGAACGGGCCCCACCUGAAGUAUCUGGUGUGGUGGAGAAGGAGAGAAUCCCGAGAGGAGUGGAAGAAUGCAACCACUAAAUGGCUGAAGUACUACAUCUACGAUGCAGAUACCUUCACUCCGUAUGACAUCAAAGUCCAGGCUGUCAAUGACUUUGGGUUGGGUCCAGAGUCUCCUGUUGUCAUCGGUUACUCUGGGGAGGACCGUCCCUUAACUGCACCCCUGAACCUGAGAGUGUCUGACAUCGAGAACACUCAGGUGACUUUGCACUGGGAUUCAGUGACACGCGGCUCAAUGAUGGGCGAACUGAAGGAAUACAAGGCCUACUAUUGGAGGGACACCAGCCAGCUGAGGUGGCUGAGGGUCAAUAGAGGGAUGAAGUCUAAAGCGUUUCUAGACAAUGAUCCAGAACCCUCUGGGGUCCUCACUGGGCUCAUUCCCUAUAGCAACUACAAGCUGUAUAUAGUCGUGGCAAACAAUCGAUAUGAAGGGCCACCCAGUAAUAGUAUCCACUUCUCAACGCCUGAGGGAGUACCAUCUGCUCCCAGAUCGUUCAGGAUCCAACAGCGACAUCUAGACAGUAUUUAUGUCGACUGGGACCUUCCAGCAGAACCCAACGGUGUCGUUACUGGAUAUUCCCUCAAGUACCAGACAGUGAAUGCCACCAGGGGAGAGGAGUUGCGAGUUGAGGAGUUCACUCCAAAUAUAACAAGUUUCUCACUCCGGCGAUACGACCGCUACACUCGCUACAGAUUCUCCGUGGCGGCACGGACUCGGAUCGGGAUAGGGGAAUGGCAUACGGAGGAGUCGCCCCACUACACCACUGAAACGUAUGCUCAGGACCAGGUGGACAUCACCACUCAGGGCUGGUUCAUCGGGAUUAUGUGUGCUGUGGCUCUCAUCGUGCUCAUCCUACUCAUAGUCUGCUUCAUCAAGAGGAGCCGAGGGGGGAAAUACCCAGUACGGGAAAAAAAAGAUAUUUCAUUGGAGCCAGUGGAUGACAAAGAUCAGGAGGGAUCAUUUGACUACAGGUCUCUUGAAAGGAUAGCACGAAUCUCCACUCUGCCUUACCCCCGGCGAGAGGAGGAAAGGGGGAUUCAAAGAGGCCAUCUGUCCCUGUUUGUCAUGUGACUUUACCGUGCUUGUACCCUCCACCUUGAAUUAAGAACUUGUGGUGCUUGUGGUUUGUCUGCAGAAGGGAACAGCCGGAGUCUGAGGUGCUGUAAUCCCCUGUGCCGAUGCAGAUUAAGCAACUUUCCUGCAUUUAAAGAAAAUGGCAAAAUAGUUGGGACAAUACUAGAGAUGAGAUGCUUGUUCAUCUGAUGAAAAGCAAGCUUUACCUUUUGUGUUUUGUAUUGCAUUUCCUGUAAAUAAAAAUGCUGUGUGUUUGUGCUUAUGCAUGAGUACAUGUUCAGUUAUCCUGUCAAUGGAGAGACACUCGCUGCACAUCAGAGGAGACAGAAGUGGAUCAGUUUAUCAUGUUGAUAAAAGCAGUUACAAGGACCAACUUUACUACUGUUUUUACAUAUUUUUCUUUCAGCUAAUUUCAAUAAUCAGAUUUGUGUUUAUUUUACGUGUGUUGGCUGUUUAAAAUAAGGGCGGCAUACCAUACUUUUACGAUCAAGGAGGCCAGAAUAUACUCCCUGAACUUAGAUCACAUGCUCUUUGUUUUGUACGCUAGAGUUUAUGGUGCAAUGUGAGAACAUAAAAGUGUUGUUGGUGAUAGCUGGAGGAUUAUAAAAUAUCUCCAGGCACUAAUGAUUCAUUUGCACGGUCUGUUUGCAAAUUGUUCUCUGCUGGGAGGCAAGAGGUCAAACCUUUUAGGGAAUCAUAAAGCCGCCAUAAACCAGCUGUAAAAUCAGAAGUUGCUUAUGUUUCUCUAUGAACUUGACUUAACUGUAUCCCCAUUUUCCUCACGAUGGAGAUGGGUAGAAAUCAUUAAUCUUGAUGUAACAGCUUUAGUUUAUUUGACCCCUAACAUUAUCUGUGUAUUACCACAGUUAUGUCCUUAAUGUAAAUAAAGUGGAAAUAUUUAUUUCUA
Molecule: messenger RNA, 8508 nt
Organism: Anarrhichthys ocellatus (wolf-eel)
Lineage: Eukaryota; Metazoa; Chordata; Actinopteri; Perciformes; Anarhichadidae
Gene: nfascb
Product: neurofascin homolog (chicken) b
Exons: 27
Coding region: 4239-7598 (1119 amino acids)
Biological process (GO): axon guidance; brain development; cell-cell adhesion
Cellular component (GO): axon; plasma membrane
Molecular function (GO): cell-cell adhesion mediator activity
Source: RefSeq, a predicted model, not a curated record